Molecule: messenger RNA, 886 nt
Organism: Episyrphus balteatus (marmalade hoverfly)
Lineage: Eukaryota; Metazoa; Arthropoda; Insecta; Diptera; Syrphidae
Gene: UbcE2M
Product: nedd8-conjugating enzyme UbcE2M
Exons: 3
Coding region: 228-776 (182 amino acids)
Source: RefSeq, a predicted model, not a curated record
UGUCAGCCAUCAGCCAUCUACUUGGCUUUUUGGCAAUUCUACAUCAAAUUCGUUUGGUAAUUUUUCGUGUCUGUGGAAUUUGUUGUACGAUUUUUUUUUUGCAAAAUAUUGUUCAUCUUCAAAAAGAUAUCCAAUAAUAUUAAAGCAAUAAUACAUUAAUCUUAAAAUAUACAAAACCAAUUUCUAAUAAUUUCGGACAAAAAGUGAAUACAUAUAGUUGAGAAAAAAUGAUCAAAUUGUUUUCGUUGAAACAACAGAAAAAGGAUGGUGACCAAACUUCCAAGUCCGGUCCGCAGAAAAAAGCCUCUGCUGCACAAUUGCGUAUACAGAAGGAUAUUAACGAGUUGAACCUUCCAAAAACCUGCGCGACUGAUUUUCCCGAUCCGGAUGAUCUUCUCAACUUUAAGCUUAUUAUUUGUCCAGACGAGGGUUUCUACAAAAAUGGUCGAUUUGUGUUUAAUUUCCGAGUUGGACCAAACUACCCUCAUGAGCCGCCAAAGGUUAAGUGUGCCACUCAAGUUUAUCACCCGAAUAUCGAUUUGGAAGGAAAUGUCUGCUUAAACAUUCUACGUGAAGACUGGAAUCCAGUCUUAACAAUUAAUUCAAUUGUAUACGGACUACAAUAUUUGUUCUUGGAACCAAAUCCAGAGGAUCCACUGAACAAAGAAGCAGCCGAUGUCUUGCAAAAUAACCGAAGACUUUUCGAACACAAUGUCUCAAAAGCCAUGCGUGGUAACUUUAUUGGCGAGACAUACUUUGAGUGCUGCCUCAAGUGAUAUAUAAAAUCAAAACUUAAUCUUAGGAACGGCGUCUGUCUAAUUGCACUUAUAUUGGGUGGGCGUUUUUAUAUUAAUUUUAUUUACAAUUAAAAAAAAAAAACUAGAAA